This is a messenger RNA of Toxotes jaculatrix (banded archerfish), 2276 nucleotides long. It is a transcript of the gene pla2g7, whose product is annotated as phospholipase A2, group VII (platelet-activating factor acetylhydrolase, plasma). Gene Ontology annotation, molecular function: 1-alkyl-2-acetylglycerophosphocholine esterase activity. The record is from RefSeq and is a predicted model, not a curated record. The coding region runs from base 483 to 1787 and encodes 434 amino acids. Lineage: Eukaryota; Metazoa; Chordata; Actinopteri; Toxotidae. The transcript has 11 exons.
CAUAGUCGUGCAGAGACCUGUUCACACUGUUUCAAAGGAGAUUUUAAAGUCCUGGCGUAGAGAUGCCUGUCUUGCCAUUAUGACCAUGAUUGGCGGUCUUGGUGGUCAGGUUGUAUGAUCUUGUGUUGAGUUUCAGCUGGGACAUGUUUUAGGCAGUCAGAGGCAAGAGCGGCGCAAUAAACGAACGACUUCUAUCCGUUACUCUGGCUUAGCCCUCUGCUAUGCUAGUAGUGGCUAGCUAGCGCCAACGUUAACGACCUCUCAAACCACUCCCAAGUGACUCAUACCGGUACAUUUAUCAGGAGAAAGUUGAAAUUAGUUGCGUGGUUAUGUUGCGAAACUGAUGUAGUAACACUGGUAUCCAGUGUACUUCUGUGUCUGCCUCUGACCUUGUUUUUGUUACAUGGUAAUGACAGUGUUUUUAUAGCUAACAGCUAACCAGAAAAUGCCUAGUUAGCUCGCUUUUGACAUUACUGAGGUCGAUGUUUUCUCAUGGAGGAUUUGUACAGUUAUUAGUCAAGAGGAUUUACGAGUGGGCAAGGACAGACCAGAGGAGGUACACGCUAAGUUUCUUCACCAUGGGGAACACCUGCAGUAAUCACCUUGGGAUCCCUCCAGCCAAAGGCCCCAAUGCUGUGGGAUGCACGGACUUCAUGAUGGACCACACUGCUCAGGGCAGCUUCUUCCGGCUCUACUAUCCUUGCCAAGAGACUGAAAAAGCAGAAAAACCAGACUGGGUCCCCUGCAGGGAGUAUUUUAAUGGUCUGGCAGAUUUCAUGAAAAUCAACAGGACUCUCAGUGAAAGGAUUUUCAACUACUUCUUUGGGUCCUUUAAGAUCCCAGCUUACUUGGAUGCUCCGUUCAAAUCAAAUGGAAAAUGUCCUGUAGUUAUCUUCUCCCAUGGCUUAGGAGCCUUUAGGACUUUGUAUUCAGCUAUAUGUGCAGAACUGGCCUCUCAGGGUUUCAUUGUGGCGUCUGUGGAGCACAGAGACCAGUCAGCCUCAGCCACGUUUUAUUUCCGAGAGAAGACGGAGUCAGAGAAGGCAAAUGAGAAAGUGCCUAAACCAUCUGACUCAGUCCAAGACAACUUGGUAAAAGAGUGGAUGUACUACAGAACCCUGCAGCACGGAGAGAGUGAAUUCCCCCUCAGAAAUAAACAGGUGAAGCAGAGAGCAGACGAAUGCAUUCUGGCUCUGGAUAAACUCACCGAAAUCAACUCAGGGAUACAAGUGCAAAAUGUUUUGCAAACAAAGUUUGACUGGGGGACGCUGGAGAACUCCAUGGAUCUGUGUAGGAUAGCAGCGAUGGGGCAUUCCUUUGGAGGAGCGACAGUGAUUGAAGCUCUGUGCAAAGAGGUUAAAUUCAAGUGUGGCAUAGCGCUGGACGCGUGGAUGUUUCCUUUAGAUGACCAGUCCUUUCAUCGCGUGAAGCAGCCGAUCUUCUUCAUCAACUCAGAGAAGUUUCAGUGGGCGGGGAACAUCAGCCGCAUGAGGAAGCUGGACUCAGCCAUCAUACAGAGGAAAAUGAUCACAAUCAGAGGCACAGUCCACCAGAGUUUCCCAGACUUCACCUUCCUGACAGGCAACUGGAUUGGUAAACUGAUGAAGCUGAAGGGAGAGAUCGACCCAGAGAUCGCCAUAGACCUCUCCAACAAAGCAACACUUGCCUUUCUGCAGCGCCAUCUUGGUCUGGAGAAGAACUUUAAUCAGUGGGACCCUCUGAUCGACGGGGAGGACGAUAACCUCAUCCAAGGAACUAAUGUUACUUUGCUUCAGUCUGCCAUCUGAACUGCCACUGUGCCUCACAUACCACAGAGAAACCUGGACUACCUGACCGUCAGCUGAGCCAUCUCGCCUCGUGUGUCAGUGGAACGGUCUCAAAAUGUCAAGCCGGGCCUACUUGGCAUUUCACACAUUUUAUUUCAAAAUGGACGAAGGAUAACAUUUUGGAAUAGUAAUGGAGAGGAAAGCCAAUCUCUACCUCAUCAGCAGGAAGGAUUUGUUUUUCUUGGCAGGUGAAACUCAGUAUAGCAGUGUUCGUUUCAUGAGGCCUGAAUGUUGCGUACGAGCAGCUCAGCACUUCCUUUCACUGUUGGUGAAAUCUUUACUAUUACCAGCUAUUUCUUAAGAGAAAUGCUUUUAAUCACUUUCAUCUUUGAGUGUAUAUAAACCCAACUGAGAAAUGUUAUUUUCUGAAAAUAUCGUACGGCUCUUUGAAUAUAGGACCUUCCAGCAGAGAUGAGCUACUCUAUGAUUGCAGUGUGAUUCAGUAAAAAC